UGCUUCCUGUCUCACUAGCGGAUAGCCCCUCCCCCGCUACCCUAUUCAGCCCAACAAACCCACCCAUCCCAUAUCAUACAACCACGAGAAUUCCCCGAGCCCUCACUACGACCACAUAUCCGUUGCAUCCAAACAAGCCCGGCUAUGUCUGCGAAGGUUCCCCGGAACUUCCGUUUGCUCGAAGAGUUGGAGAAGGGCGAGAAGGGUCUCGGAGCUGAUGGCUGCUCUUACGGUCUUACCGACGGCGAGGAUGUGAUGAUGUCGAACUGGAGCGCUGCGAUCUUGGGUCCUCCUCACAGUGUCCAUGAGAACCGCAUCUACAACCUCCAGAUCCACUGCAGCGCUAGCUAUCCCGACGAGCCGCCGAUCGUUAAGUUCACCUCCAAGAUCAACCUUCCCAGCGUCAACCAGCAGAAUGGACGAGUCGACCUCUCCAAGCUUGCCCGCGUCGCUCAGUGGAACAGAGACUACACCAUGGAGAAGAUCUUGGUCGCUCUUAGGGAGUAUUGUCUCACCUAUUUCCCUCUUUUUGGCGUGUAGUGGAAUGCUGACACAGAAACACAGGCACAUGGCGCAUCCCACCUGCAGGAAGCUCCCCCAACCCCCGGAGGGAACUGAGUUUUAGAAUGUCAUGGUCGGAGCCGUGGAUGGGUAAACGGUUACAAUCACACUUGAACGAAUCACACAUGAGAUGCUCUUGGAUUAAUCCAUGACUUUUCGUGUUCUCAAAACUCACUUCUUCUUUUGUCAGCGAUGUGAUUUAUUUGUUGCACUUCGGGAUACAAUAAAGCGGGUCAUGGCGACGGAUUUACAAUGUGCUUCAUAUUCGCGGUCACGUAUCAUCACUCGAUGACAUGCGCAAAUAUCACAUUGAUUCUCAGG
This is a messenger RNA of Tricharina praecox, 882 nucleotides long. RefSeq names its product ubiquitin-conjugating enzyme/RWD-like protein. The record is from RefSeq and is a predicted model, not a curated record. Lineage: Eukaryota; Fungi; Ascomycota; Pezizomycetes; Pezizales; Pyronemataceae. The transcript has 3 exons. The coding region runs from base 145 to 540 and encodes 131 amino acids.